AGGCAGUAAGUGUCUUAGUGACAUAGACCUGUGCAUCAGGGGCGGCAGAUUUGUAUGUGACUCCUCUACUGACUGAUUUAUGUGAUUGAGAUUGAUUGGAUGUGAUUGAUAUGUUGUGAUUGAUAUUAUGUGAUUGAUUUGAUGGACAGAUGGAAUUUUUACCAAUAGUGAUUAGGAUCUCUAUAUAUUCGGCAGCUAUUACAAGUGCUUUAAAUAUAAUAAUGUUGGAGUGUGUAUAACUGUUUAAUACAUGUAGUGAGGAGUUUUCAGCAGUAUCUAUGUACAGGUGGAGGGCAAUGCAGUGAAGAAGAAGUCAUCUACCAAUCAAAUCACAGCUCAGGUUUAAAUUGACCAAUCAGCAUCAUGGCAAUACUGAAAUCUGGCCUCAAUCCAGAAUACUCAGCUAUACCUCAACAAUCUGAUGAGCUCAUUAUUGAAGAGCUCAACAGAAAUGGUCACAUACAUAUACCAACAAACAUGGACAAUUACGGGCAAAAACUAAACGGAGAUAUGAAAUCAAACGCAGUUGGGGAUAUCCAAUAUGUGGUGUCUCCGAAAUACUCAGAUGCGGCAACUGCUCAGAUUCGAAAUGAAGGUCACACCGACCAUGAUUCAGGGGAAACCCGGUGUGGGUGGGGUCCAUUUUCACCGGCAAUGUGUCAGCGGUUUCGAAACCCGAAAUGGAUAUGUUUCUGGUUGUGCUGGGCGGGCGCCCUACAGGGCAUGGUUGUGAAUGGUUUCGUAAACGUGGUCAUCUCAAACAUCGAGCGACGCUAUGAUCUCAGCUCCACAGUGACGGGCACUGUGGCCAGUUGCUAUGACAUUGCAUCGGUCCUGUGCCUCAUACCCGUCAGCUACUUUGGAGGCCUCGGUUGCAAGCCACGCUACCUCGGAAUCGGAGUACUUGUCAUGGGUAUUGGGUCCAUAGUUUUUUCACUGCCUCAGUUUACAGUGGACGCGUAUAAAAUGGAUGAUUCUGGCAUACGAACAACGUGCGAUGCCAGUUCGAAUGAUACCAGUGUCUGCAAUGGGAACAAUUUACCAGUGAGUUUAUCAAACUACAAGUUUGUGUUCUUCCUAGGGCAGCUACUACAUGGGGCCGGCGCAGCACCACUUUACACCCUCGGGGUAACAUACCUGGAUGAGAACUUGCCACUCAGGUCUUCCUCAUUUUAUAUAGGUAUUUUCUAUGCAUUUGCAAUCGUGGGACCAGCAAUAGGUUACCUGGCAGGAGGGGCUUUCCUCAACCUCUUUGUUGACAUAAAUAGAGCAGACAUAGACAGUGUGACAAUGAGCCCAGACAGCCCCAGGUGGGUUGGGGCCUGGUGGAUCGGAUUCCUCAUCAGUGGUGCGCUGGCGUUCUUAGUGGCUCUACCUAUCGGCGGAUUCCCAAAAUUCCUGCCCGGCUCAGAGAAAUACAAACUGGAACGAGAGAAGGAGGUCUACAGCAAAAAACAGAAGAAGCUGGAAUAUACUGAAAGUAGUCCUGACACAAGCAAGACUGAAGCGUCUUUGAGCUACAAGCAGAUGUUGAAAUCAUUGAAAAUUUUGCUGCUCAAUCCCACUUUCAUGUUCCUGAAUCUGGCCGCAGCAUGUGAAGGAAAUCUGUUGUCAGGAAUCGCUACAUUCAUGCCAAAGUUUAUUGAGGCCCAGUUUGGACUGUCGGCAUCUACAGCUGCACAAUAUGUGGGCUAUGCGGCUAUCCCUGCUGGUGGUGGUGGGACAUUCCUGGGUGGAUACCUCGUGAAGAAGUUUGAUCUCCAUGUCAGGGGAAUCCUACGCCUUUGUCUCGGUGUGACCGCAUCUGUACUGCUGUUUGCCCUUGUCUUCAUUGCACACUGUGAAAAUAUUCCGUUUGCUGGAGUGAACACAGAGUAUGGCAACACUGCACAAAAUAGCACCGAGAUACGACUCAGCCUCCAGCUAGACGGCGAGUGUAAUGCAGCCUGUCGCUGCAGUCAGGACAUGUAUAACCCAGUGUGUGGCAUUGACGGAGUGCUUUACUUCUCACCGUGCUACGCUGGAUGUCAAACAGAAAUCAAGGGGGACAGUAAAAUGUACACCAACUGUUCGUGUGUGGUGUUCAACCGAACCGGUCCUCCCCCGGAGUAUGAAGCCAUCGAGGGGACAUGCAAAAGCAGCUGCAAGUACCUGCCGUUGUUGCUGCCCAUUUGCGGCCUACUUAUGCUGAUGACCUUCAUAGCAAGCAUGCCAGCUCUGGCGGCUACACUCAGAUGUAUUCCCAAUGAGCAGAGGUCGUUAGGUCUUGGAAUACAGUGGAUCAUUGCACGCUGCCUUGGAUCGAUACCAGGUCCAAUACUAUUUGGCAAGCUCAUUGACAUCACCUGCAAACUUUGGCAGGUCAAGUGUGAGCAGCAAGGGUCCUGUUUUGCGUACGACAACCAACAGAUGAGCCACAACAUGCUGGCUAUCAUUUUAAGCACAAAAUUUCUAUCAACUUUGUUUUUCUUCCUAGCUUAUAUUUUAUACAAAGUGCCAAGAAGUGACACAGAAUCAGAUGACAGCAGUGAUAAAGGUUGUAAAAUCUCUGACACUGAAAAAGACGAUUCCCCUCCCCCACCCACGCCAACAGCGUUGAGUUACUCAACAUCAAAAAACUGCAAAAGUAAUCAAAGUGUACACACAGCCGUGACUUUGUUGUCUGACAGUUCUCCAACGACCCCUGCCUCUCCAACGGAGAGAAAGGUUACUGAUUGGUCAAAGUUGUGACCCACUGCAGCAGUUUGGACGGAUAGCUAAGCAUAAUAAACCUGGCAUUCAUUAAAUCAAACAUUUUAUUCUUCAGCUGUGUUUAAAAUGAACACAUGGAUUGAUUCGUCUACAUAUUUAUAGAUUCCAGAACUGUUAUUAAAUGGGGAUUCUGAAUUGACACAAUAAAAAUGGUAUCAGAUAUUGUCAAAAUUAUUUAUCAUUUUGAAUGAGUUUUUGUACUUAAUACAAUUGUUUAACCCUUUCUCCACCAGAAGCAAAGUGCAAAUGGCUUUUGCAACCAGCAUAAACCUGAACAGACUGCGAGUUACUCUUAUGCUGUUUGCUGCGCAUCAGUAUCUUAUGGUUGAAAAUGAAGCAUUUAAAACUUGAUUAAAGAUUACUUGAGUAAAGAUUUGAAAUUUUAUAAGAGACUACAAAUAAUCAAAGUGCGUCUACAAAGGUUUAAGUUGUUUAUGGUGCAUAUCAAUGUCAGGUUAAACAACUUUAACCUUUAUAGACCCCUUUGAUUAUUUGUAGUCUCUAAGAAAAUCUUAUUAAAUUUCAAAUCUUUACUCAAGUAAUCUUAUGGUUGGAAAUGAAACUUUUAAAACUUAAGUAAAGAUUUGAAGUUAAAUAAGAUUUUCUUAGAGACUACAAAUCAUCCAAUUGCGUUUAUAAAGGUUUAAGGUGUUUAUGGGUCAUAUCAGUGUCAGGUGAAUGUGUUGGGGCUUAACAUGAUCAUCAUUCUUUGGUCUCAUAAUAUCAUUAUUACAUUAAACUGUUUACUGUAUAUGUAUAGAAUAACUGUUGUUAAUUUGUGUUUAUAUAUUAUCCAGUAAACGUCUAAAUCUUAGGCAUACACAUUGAGCUGUAAAUUUACCAAGGCAGCUAGCUCUGUCGGUAGAGAGCUGGAAUACAAAUCGGAGGAUGGAUGUUUUUAUCCCCGGCCUGGCCACGACUUGUGGUGAUUGGGCAUGAAAUUCUUCUGCAGCCAUUCUCUACUACCUCUGAAUCAAGUAGGGCAGUUGCUAGUUACUGGCAGAAGUAUGUGCCAGGGGUUACCAGUCCCGUAUUCAUCAACACAUCAAUUCUUAGACUUAAGUAAAAAAAAGGAAUAUGCUUAAAAUUGAACCUUUCUAUAAAUACACUAAUGGGGAGUAAAGCUCCACAUUUAACAUCUUCUCAAUACAUAAUUCUUCAUUUAGAACAAAUUGUUAAUCAAUGGCAAAAUCAAAAUUUGUAGCAUGCAUUGAAUUGUUCUUGGUUCUAAGUCUCUUCUGAAUUUUUAAGUCUAAGAAUGGGUUGAAUACGGGCCCCCGUACCCCAGCUAUCAAAGAAAAAGUGUGAGUUUUAGCCAUGAUAUUAAUAAAUAUUGUAGAAAAGGGCAAAUUAAAUCCAUUUGAACGUACUAACAUAAACAUAUUUAUUUUAAUAAAAUAUGCAUCAGGUUUGGACAUACACAGUUUUUACAGUAUUAUAAAGAUCUUCUUCCAUGAAUUAAUAUGUUAACACAAUAAUUAUAUAAAACACAAUUAAAAAAUGAAUGUGUUUAGGAAUAACUAAAUAUAAUGACAGAAGCUUCCUUAGAUGUUGUAGUCUUUUCCAGAAAAAGGUAUCAGCACGUGAGUGUCAAAUAAAAGGGAAAUAAUACUUAAAUCUAUAAACUGUUCACAUGCAAACAAUAUGCCAACAUAUUUUUAAUUGGAUUUAGCUUUGUACUCUGGUCUCAGAAAACUUAUGACCUUCAGUCAAUAGACAUCAUAAAGAUUGUUUUGUUUAUGAAUAAAUCAAAAUAGAUUUGAAAAAAAAGCUUUGCUUGCCUAUUCAUUGAUAAGAUGAAAAAUAAGUAUAAGUUAUAAAGCAUACACAUAUGCUGCAGAAUUUUAAAGCUCGAGAGGCACAUUUGGAGAGCAAUGGCUUUUGCAAUAAAAGAAAUCAGAUUUAAUUACAAUCCCAUCAAAAGUACAAUUUUCGAAUAAUUUAGUUUACUUGAUUUUAAAAGUAUUUAGAUUUUGCCAAAUGUGAGGUGGUCAGUUAAAUGCAUUAAAUGACAUUUUUUUAAACUGAUUUUUUUCACAAUAAUCAACAGUUUUAUUUAGAUGACAGUUGUUAAUAUUAUUAACACAAAUCUGUGCAAUAGCUUAGUUGUAUCUGUGAUGUGUAAGUUUACUUCAGAAACAUAUCAAAGGAAGUUUAUUUCUUCCAAAUGUGGAAAAUAAAUAUAGAUAAUAUCUCAAUAAUAGUGAUUAUUUUUAGCUUAUUAAAGCUAUAUAUUUUAAACAGUGGCAUAACAGAAUCAAGAUGUUUUGCAAACAAAUAGAGUUGUAUUACCUACCGUAUAUGAUAUAUUUACAAUAAUAAAUUUGUUUGUACAAAAUGAGGUUUGAUUUAAUAAAUAUAUUUACAGUGUUUCUAUGUUUGUAUUGUAUUUUUGGUGCACAGUGCUUGUUUUGAUCAUUAUGUAAAUAAUUAUGCUGUAGGCUCUGUAAAUUAUUUUGGAAGAUUUGUUUGUACUCUGCAGGUCAUAUUUUGUAUGUAUUUUUUAUUUAUUUUCAGAUCUGUUUAGCAAACAUAUGUCAUUUUUUGUACUUGCGUACUUAGUUGUUCUGUCAUAUAAAGUAAAAGAAAUGUGGACAUAAA
This is a messenger RNA of Dreissena polymorpha, 5352 nucleotides long. Its product is annotated as solute carrier organic anion transporter family member 4A1-like. Bases 364 to 2730 code for a protein of 788 amino acids. NCBI's taxonomy places the organism in Eukaryota, Metazoa, Mollusca, Bivalvia, Myida, Dreissenidae. Gene Ontology annotation, molecular function: protein binding. Gene Ontology annotation, biological process: transmembrane transport; sodium-independent organic anion transport. The transcript is spliced from 11 exons. Gene Ontology annotation, cellular component: membrane. The record is from RefSeq and is a predicted model, not a curated record.